This is a messenger RNA of Poecilia reticulata (guppy), 2027 nucleotides long. Lineage: Eukaryota; Metazoa; Chordata; Actinopteri; Cyprinodontiformes; Poeciliidae. The record is from RefSeq and is a predicted model, not a curated record.
ACAUAAGUGCCCUAAACGCAUCACUGCACCACGUUGUUAAUAGAAAAUACCACAAUACGGCAGAAACCUGAAUGCAACAAAACAGUAAAGUUUCAAAUGGAACAGGAUGAGGAGGAGCGGUACACAGCAUAUGGUACACAGGAAAUAUGGCUGUUUGAAGGUAGCUUUAAACUGAAAUGUUAUCGUUAAUUAUUAAACAAAGUUAAAUAAACUUGUUUUUACCAAUUUACAGACAUUUAAAAUCGAAGUUUGAAAAUGCACAGGAYACCAUUACUUUCGAAAUAGCUGAAGCACGCCACACUAGAACAUACUGACGCUAUGGAUUAACAAGGUCCCUCUCUGAGUACCAACUGCUCUGCUUCCCCCCGGACACGGCGCUAACUUUCGGGACAGAAUGACGGUAGAUAUAUUUCAAAACAUCCGCGGUUGUAUCCUUCGCUCCGUUUUUUUUUUUUAUCCCUCUGCGCCGUUUACAACAGGGCUGUUUAGAUACUUCUGCUGGCUUAACCGGGCAGUCUGUUGAUUAGUUUGAACACUGCUUCCUUCCACCUAGAGACCGGAGGCUUGUUUAUCAGUUAAGCUUGAAUAAAGACAAUUAUAAGUCCUGCUUCUCGCGCCCCCCCUGACACUUCGUCAAGCCCCCCUUGGAGGGACAAGCCCCACUAUUUGACAAGUACUGUAAGUCUGUAGUCUGGAAAGACAACUCCUCUUUGCGCCACUCCCGCUUCAGUCAUGGGGACGCGCUGGUCUCGGAGCGGCAGCUGCCUGCCGCUUCUCCCGGAGGCAAAGCCAGAGGGUCGGCUAGCAGGACACAGAGAACCCGAUAACGACUCUCUAGACGGGCUUGACAGGCGAGAGGAUAUCGCUCAGUUUCCGUACGUGGAGUUCACCGGCAGGGACAGCAUAACCUGUCCGACAUGUCAGGGCACCGGGAGAAUCCCUUCAGAACAAGUGAACGAGCUGGUAGCGCUGAUCCCCUACAGCGACCAAAGGCUGCAGCCACAAAGGACGAAGCUGUACGUUGUCCUGUCGGUGGUGGCCUGUCUCCUGGCCUCCAUUCUGGUCGCCUUCUUCCUCUUCCCUCGCUCGGUGGUGGUGGUGGACGCAGGGAUCCGCUCAGUGACUGUACACUUCGAUCACACAGACAAGAAAGUCCUGAUGAACAUGACGAGCACGCUGAACUUCAGCAAUCCAAACUUCUUCACCGUGCUGGUGCAGAGCGUGAGCUGCCAGGUCCUCUACAUGAAGACGGUGGUGGGAACUCGGCAGCUGGACAACCCCACCACCAUCCAGCCACUCAGCCACAGCCAGGUGAACUACACGGUCAGUGUGGAGAUCGGCAGCAAUGCACCUUAUGUCUAUGCCUUCUGUACAAUGCCCAGGAUCAAGGUCCACAACAUUGUCAUAUUUAUGCAGUAAGUUGUAGUUGCAGUGAUAAGAGCACUAGAAAUACAUUGAUUUGUAUUUAUUAAUUCAUUUUAUUUAUUUUUUAAGUAAAACCUGCUUUAAAAAAUGACACUAGACACUGAGUUGGUCUUUUAUACAUGUUAAUCUCUUUUGUAUGUUAAAGUGAAGUCUGUCAGGGUUAGUUUUGACCUUUCAUCUGGCAAGGUGCGUCACUUUUCUUCAGCUGUAACAUUAUUAACACUGAUAAUGAUGUUUACUGCUGUGUCACUCAGUCUUAUCUUUCUACUAAUCCUGAUGUUUCAUGGCUGUCAGUAAGAUUUGCACACAAAUACUGAGUAGAACCAGUCCAGCUGAUAAAUGCAUGAUACUUUGGAUAUUUAAGAGUUCUCAAUGAAGUACUUAAAUUUGCCAAUCAAAUUAGAAUUUAAAUAAAAUUCAGGGUAAAAUCAUUGAAACCCUUCACGAGACCAACCACUGUGUCUAUGGAGCAUUAGCUGCACCCGUGGUGAUCACAGUGGGUCCUGGAGCGCCGGCGUCCUGCAUGCUGUAGUUCUGUUCCUCUAACGAUGGCUCAUUAGAGGCCUAAGAACAUUGACCUGCUGAGGAGGUUGUUACUGCCU